Rhea pennata is the source of this 408-nucleotide messenger RNA. RefSeq names its product ribosomal protein S28 (gene RPS28). The coding region runs from base 68 to 277 and encodes 69 amino acids. Gene Ontology annotation, biological process: translation; maturation of SSU-rRNA; ribosomal small subunit assembly. NCBI's taxonomy places the organism in Eukaryota, Metazoa, Chordata, Aves, Rheiformes, Rheidae. The transcript has 4 exons. Gene Ontology annotation, cellular component: cytosolic small ribosomal subunit; ribosome. Gene Ontology annotation, molecular function: structural constituent of ribosome. The record is from RefSeq and is a predicted model, not a curated record.
CGAGACGUGGCGCUAUAUAGCGGCGGGCGGGGCGGCGGCGCGGCCUCUCCGCCGCGGAGCCGCCGCCAUGGACACGAGCCGCGUGCAGCCCAUCAAGCUCGCGAGGGUGACCAAGGUGCUGGGCCGGACCGGCUCGCAGGGGCAGUGCACGCAGGUGCGUGUGGAGUUCAUGGACGAUACGAGCCGCUCUAUCAUCCGCAACGUGAAGGGGCCGGUGCGCGAGGGCGACGUGCUCACGCUGCUCGAGUCGGAGCGCGAGGCCCGGCGGCUGCGCUGACCCGCCGGUGAUGAAGGCCAUACUGCACUAGCUCAAGAGCUGCUAGUUGACAUCUGCUCUGCCAGAUGUGGCUCACAGAAGAAGAGGAUGGCAUUUGGAGCUAAUACAAUAAAGUUUGUUGUUGGUGUUUU